AUUCCACUCAAUCUAUUUUUAGAGGAAAGUUUCACAAAUUACGCAAUUCAAUGUACGAAACCGUACAGGCGAUAUGUCAUAUUUAGAGUUAGAUAGAUAUGCCAUGCUGGGAGAUAAAGAGAGACAGAUUGGCAGGUGUUAUAGAGAUGGCGAGGAACGUGUAAAAACACGAUUAAAGGAACAACAUGACAAUCUACUGCAGAUUAUCGUGGGGUACAUUGAUUGGAGUGACAAUAUAUUCAACAGUUGGAAGUGGUAUUGUAGAAGAAUUAUCAAAAGUGAAUUUUCUGUAUUAAAAGAAAAAAAAGUGUUUGAAGAUUUUGAACGAUUGGAAGCAGAGGGGUUGCUGUCUCCGGGCAACUAUGAAACACUAAAGGACUUCUUCACCAAUUCCGAAAAAAACGUAAAAGCAUUAGAACUCAUCGAUGAGAAAGUGAAUGACAUGUAUUUGUCAGUCAAAGGUAUACCAAUAUUUAUGCCAUACUGGAACGUAGAAUACGAAAUAUACAACACCGUUGAAGAUAUUCGGUAUAUAUUCAACCUCAUAAAGUUUCAUUACUCGAAUUCAAGGAGAAUUUUGGAAGAUGGAGUCAUGUUCGGUGCCCCCAUACCGGAACCAACUUUGCCUUCUACCAGUAUGAUGGAUCAAUCUUCGAUAGAUUCAAGUUCUUCUGAGGAAGAGUGGACAACCUUUAAUGGAAGCAAGUGCAUAUAUGGAAAUCACGACACCAAGCAGAAUUUCUUUAUCAGUGAAAAUGGCAGUAUCAUUAAAGGUCGGGGAUGGGAGAAAGUCCGAGAAUCUGAAAAUGGACUAAACUUUUGCUUUCUGGGAUUGGAAACCUACAAAACUGGACAUCUCACUCAAAAGGCGCUGGAUGCUGCAACAUAUCUGCUGCAAUUUGGUUUGGCUAAUGGCCUAAUUGCGAAAGAUUAUGAUAUCAUAUCAUUUCCCACUCCUGUGAGCGAAAAGCGUUCAAAUCAUUUCACAGAAAAGCAGAAUAGCAAACGACAGCGAAUAUAUAACAAAUAGCUUGUAAAGCAGCAGCAAUGAAAGUGCAAUGAUCUGACUUGUGAAUUCCUUACAACUUACAAGUGGUAGAGUAUAAGUACAGUUUAUGCGUGUUCUACGCAACGCGGUGGAACAAAUUUGCCCCAAACACGGUGGACCUUUAAAAUUGUCGGCACCUUUGAAGUCCUAUUUCUUCCGCGCGAGCUAGACAUUGAAGUCAACGGAGGAUCUCCGUGUAUGCCACCGCCCAUCUCCGUGGAUGUCACCUGUACCUCUGUCGAUGCCACCGUGUACCUCCGUGUGAUAAAACAAGAAAUAAUUUCCGAAAUGAUUCACCCAAAAAACCUAUUCUCUUGGCCAGCAUGCAUGCCCCCCUACUCCAUUCAUUAUUUAGAAAUUAGCUAUAAAUCAUUCAAUUCUUUUAAUUGUUGUUUAAUGAUACGUUGGUAUUUUGGGUACAUAUCCGUAUGUAGACUUCCCUGCAGACGUUCACACCUUUUUAUGAAACACCCAAAUUCUCGACAUCCUGUAUAUUGUAUUGUAUUGUAUUGUUUAUUGGCUUUAAGCCUUACGGCUCAUCAGCAUAAUACAUAUUCAAUUACAAAGUAUAAACAAAAAAAGAUGUAUACAGUAUGAAAAGUGGAGUGGAUAUUAGAGGAUGGACAUACAUGAAGAGAGUUAUAAGACAAGUUUACAUAAAAAAGAAACCAACAAAAACCAGCAUAUACAUUAGACGAUAGUUUGGCUAGAUCGUAAGAGUAAAGCACCUUUUAAAAAUUUACCCAGAUUACAGAGUUGUUUUCUAUUAUGAAUUGACAUCAAUUGUACCAGUUUAAACAUAGAAGCAUGCGACCAAUAAUAUUUUUUUAUAUAUGCAGAUCUGAGGUUUUUGUACAAAGGACAUAUUGAAAUAAAAUGAUAUUCGUCCUCAA
Ostrea edulis (European flat oyster) is the source of this 1941-nucleotide messenger RNA. RefSeq lists its product as uncharacterized. Lineage: Eukaryota; Metazoa; Mollusca; Bivalvia; Ostreida; Ostreidae. The transcript has 6 exons. The coding region runs from base 74 to 1030 and encodes 318 amino acids. The record is from RefSeq and is a predicted model, not a curated record. Gene Ontology annotation, biological process: peptidoglycan catabolic process. Gene Ontology annotation, molecular function: N-acetylmuramoyl-L-alanine amidase activity.